AUGCUCAUACAGAAAUUCUUUUCGCUCGUUCCAGGGGAAGACAAAAACUUGGAACACCUUGUAAAUGAGCUAGCCCAAUCUAAAAAGAAUAUCAGGAAAAUACAACAUUAUGGAGCAAAGGAGAGAGGCGAUGACAGUUCCAUGCAUAAAGAUGAUGUCAAUCGGAAGCUAGAAAAGUUAGCUAUCACACCAUUUGGAUCCAGGAGAAAUGCAAGCGAGAAGGAUAAAUGGUGCAGCUUUAGGCAAAGGAAGAACAAUGCCGAGAAAGGUUCACCUAGUGUGUCCCAAAAAAAUAAAAAAACUAAGAUCGAUGUUAGUAAAGAUAUUAAGGCAAACAAAUGCGACUCCCCCACCAGCGCUAAGUUCGAUUUGUCCAGCAUCAAAGAAAAUGAACUUUUCCAAAGGAUUUUUAAAACGGUUGAAAGAGAAAAUAUAAAAUGCAAGAAUGAAAAAUUAAAAAGCAAAUGUGAAAAACUGAAAAAAUUGAAAGACAAUGUAGGGCACCAAAAUGAACAUGUAAAAAGCAAAAAUGUGAAUGAAGGCAAUAAAGACCAGCUAACAGAAUUAUUAAGCGAAUUUAGGAAAGUUCUGAGUGAUAAGAAGAAGACAUAUGCCACUUUGAAAAUCAGGACUAGAAGUUUUGGAAAGGAACGCGCAUCUUUUUCUCUCUAUCCCGACAACGACGUCGAAUGCUACAACAUGCACUACAGUAGUAAGGGCGAAAACGCUAAAAACGGUUCAUGCGUUCCAGUUUAUGAGAAAAACGAACAAAGGGAGAAAAGUAAAGAGGAUACAAAAAUGCCAAGGAUGCGACCUCCCUACCAAUAUGCCCAGGAAAAAAUAGCUCAAAGGACAGACCGCAGAAUUAGCCGCAGCAGUAGCCACAACCAGAAAGGAUGCUCCUCCAGCAGGAUUAAUCAAAAUGAUUUAAUAAAUGCAGAACGAACAAAUACACCCCGACAGAAGGAGCAUCGAAAUGAAAAAACUCACAGCCAAUGUGAAAACCAAUCCGUUAUGGGAGGGGAAACUCCUAUGAAAGGCAAAAAAUUGCCACCCGUGUGGGAGGAAAGAAGUAGUUCUAGUAGUAGCAGAGGCGAUAAAUCACCAGGUCAAUAUUACAUACGCUCUUGUAGCAGCAAUAUUUCUGUGCCAAGUAGUAAUAAUUACAAAACAUGUAAAAACAAACACAGCGUUUCUAAGGAAAAGGAUAAAAUGUGCGAACAGGUCAAUGACGCCAAAACAGUUAGAAUGGAUCGUAAAGACAAGAAUGGGAAGAAAAAAGAAAAAAAAAAAGCAGACAAAGCUCUGGAUAACAAAUUAUAUAAUCAUAAGAAUAAGCGCAGUCACACAAGUAGAUACAUUUUUCGAAAUGCUUAUACACCCCCCAGAAGUGCAUCAAAGUACAAGUCACUGCAUUGCAGACUUCAUUCAAUUGAUGAUCCAAUGGGGGGACACUACUCCCCCGAAUGCGACAACUCUUACGGUAAGAAAUUCCAACUCCUAGUGGUAAAAAAGAAGAGGAAAAAAAUGAACAUGAAAAUUUUUGCCAAAACGAAGAUAGAAAAGCAUAUGCAUACAACAAGUGGAGGAAUUCAUACACUCGAAGUGAAGUCUCCUAACUCCCGAAAUGGAUGUACCAACAGCGUAAAGGAGGACUGCCAUAGGUACUCAUCAAUUGGGUCCAUUAAACACACCAGAGAGAACUCAGACAGUUGCAAAGAUGAUCGAUUUGACCAAGACAUGGUUACAUCAUGUGGGAACGAAUUGAAGAACCAACAAACUAAUUCCAAUGAGGAUGAAGAGAACUCAAGCCACUUUAAAGAAAACAAAAAAAGUGGUCUCUCUGAAAAAGACUUGCAUAAAAUGAGCCAUAAUGGUAAACCAGUUUAUCAAAUGCACGAAGGGGAAGCUGAAGUGUGUGCCCCUAAAGUUGAAGACAAAGCACAAAACACAUAUGUAGACUCCAAAAGGAGGAAAAGUACGGGCGAAAGUAAAAUACAAAUACGACAUAAUAAAAUUGAAGAAGAACGAGGUUCAUUUAAAUGUGCGCCGAAAAGAGCAGCUAACCUAAACAACUCGAAGAGCGAAAUUGCGGAUCUGUUAACCCAUGUAACCGGAAAUACAACAAGCAGAAGCAACACCAUAAGUAACACCCCCUGUGAAAGACCACUUGGUGGAGACUUGGACGAAACUACUGAGAAGUUAAACAGAGGGAGCACUUCCAUUAUGGGCCAUAGCAUAGUAGCAGAAAUAGGAACAGAUUAUCUAUGGAAGGAUUCCAAUCUAGUGAAGCUAAAUAAAAAAGGGUCCGAAUUGCCACAUAAGGGGGAAAACAUAGAACCUGGAAAACAGCGCAAAAAAGGGAAAGCAAAUUUCAUAUGUAGUGACGUGCGUGAUGAUCCACAAAGCAAUGACCAAGGAAAGAAACAUAUAGUCCAGGACAUACUAUCCUUCUACACUCGACACAAAAAUAAGCUGAACUUUCUCCUGCAGGAGGAAUAUAAUUAUUUAUGCGGGCUAAGGGAUUACGUUAGUAAAAAUGCUCAAGAAUCAGAAGGAGGGAAAAAAGAUGAUUCACCCGAUGGCACUUCCACACAUGAGUGCUGCGAAGGAAACAACCUUUUAAUUAACGAACUAGUGCACCAGAUAAAUAACUGCAUAUCGGAAAAAAAUAAGUUGCACAAUUCGUGCGAUGAGGGAGAUCUUUCAACAAAUCAGAUUAAAAAAUGCGAUUGCAGAAAAGGCAAAGAAAAUUUUAUGUAUCAACUAUACAAAGACGAUGCAGAUGUGCAUCAAAUUUGUGUUCAAACAGACAAAAGAAUCAAGCGAAUUGAAUAUUAUCUAAAUCAAAGUGAGAAAAAAUAUUUGGGCAAAAACAAUAGCAUCACUAAGAAAGCAACUGCUGCCUUUUCAAAAAAUUCAUCAAACGAUAGUUCCUCCAAUAACAGUGCACCUUCUUGCAAAGACAGCUUGGUACAAAGUAAACAACCUGAUUGUCCUUUUCGACGUGCAUACAUGACCAGUCUGCGUAAUAGUGGGGCAGAAAUGAAUCACAUGAUGAUGAGAAAAAAAAACCUCUCUUGGAGGGGCUCAACAAUGACAAAGCGGGAGCCCAAAGGAGCUUCCAUUAGUGCAGCAAUGAAUAAAAAAGUACUUGUGCGAAAAUAUGUUAGUUUCCAGAAGGGCCUUUGUUCAAUAACACAUUUUAAAUACGAGCUACUCUACAGAAUUAAGGUGUCUAAAUAUCUCUUACACAAUUGGACAAAAUUGGGAGGACAUUAUAGGGCCAGUUCCAAUUAUACCUUAAGGGGCAUAAAAUGUGCAGCAGCAACUUUCUCUCACCCGUGUGAUAGAAGUUUAAUGCGUUUUAAAGGAUCCCUUUGUCUGUUCAAUUACAAGCCAUGUGUGCACCACUCCAAAGCUAACGCCUUUUAUUUUUGCUACAUGUUGUGUACGAAAGGAAGAAGCAAUUUCCAUAAAAGGAUUGUGAAUGGGCACAAUCGAUCAAGAGACCCAAAAUAUCAAUAUGCACAAAAAAUUGAUCAUGGAGAGUUCAGUAAUUAUUUAAAUUGUACAGAUGGAUACACAUUUGGGAAAAACAAUAAGACAUACCCGAAUGCCCAAAGGCAUAGGGAAAAUAAAGAGAAAAAAAUAUUCACUAUGCAGACACCAAGUUGUGAAAACAAUUUUGUUGUAACAAGAACGAACUCGAAUUUUAGCCACAACAAUUGUACCCCUUUCUGUGGAGGGGAAUCGCUUAACUGUGCGCAUUCUACUAGGAGCGUGAUGAAACAGGCUAUUAAUAGUAUGUCGUGCAGUGGGGGGAAAUACAUCACUAAGAAAGAGAGUGCUAGUUUCGCUUCAACCAAUUUAAGGUGGAAUCCGGAAAGCACCCCAGAAGAAGGAGCUACAUGUGAGAGUUCUACUCACCGAAUGGCUAACUCCAUGUGGGCUACCUCCACAUCAACAUAUGUUACACAAACGGGGGGAAAAAACAACCCCCUUAAAAAUGAUAUCCCCACGAGUAGCUCACUGAAUCAUUUGAACAGAAAUUUAAACACAGCCAAUGCUGGUCACGUAAAUCCUAAUUUGUUAAGCGAUAAGGAAAAACGCGAACAAUUGUACGAUAAUACUGCAGGGAGAACAAAAUACAUGCAGUCUGCUAACUCGAUAAAAUCGUUGGGCAUUAAAGAAGAGUCAACUUUAAAUGGUAAACUUAUGUGUGAGCCUAAUUACCCGUUUGAAAAACAACUGACGCGAAUAAAUCACCACAUGCGAGGUUCUCAAAAAGACAAUUUUACUUUACCAAAUGAAAACAAUUAUCUGAAAAAUUCGAUCACUGUAGAACAACCCAGCGCGCAUUUUAACUUGAGUGAUAAUUGUACAAGCGGGGGGAAGCAUGCAGAAUGCUUGAGCUUCCCAAAUGUGGGACACACCGCGGAGUAUACCCCACAAAGAGAAUGGUACAUCAAUGUUUACGAAAAUAAUUGUGAUACAAAUGACAGCUUGGGGAAAAGCAAAAAUAUGUACCAACUAAACUGCUCAUAUGACCAAAUGGUAAAUUCACUGUGCACAAGCAGAGGGCAUAUUGCGCACGGAAAUGUUGGAAAGAACAAAAUUUGCAAAGAACAAGUAAAAUACAAAAAAAAAUUCAAUGUAAUUAACGAUGAAGAAGGUCAAAAUGGAAAAGACAAUGUGUCCAAGUUAUGGGUGGAAAAUUUUAACGAAGUGCGUGAACAUAAUAGGGAUAGCGACACCCACAGUAGGAGACAGGAUAAAUGCCAGUUAGUCUCCCAAGUGGGGAAGAAUAUCCCAGGCGAGAAGAUUAAUGUGAACAAAUCGGAUAACACCGCUACCGCUGAUGGAUUGGACAAGUGUUAUAUAGACUGGCUCAUCAAUGGUGACAGGCGCUCCUCAAGGAAUAUAGGAGCAAAAUUAAAGAAAAAAAAAAAAAAAGCAAAUAAUAUUCCACAUGCUGAGAAGGACAAAAAUGGAAACACGCCGAUUCAAAAUGCACACUGCUUCGAGAAGGAAAAAAAAAAAGGGAAUUCCCCAGAAAAGGAGCUAACACAAGGUGAAACACAUGCAGCGCAAAUGAAUCAUAUCAGAAGCGACCGCAAAGAAAUUGGCGCGACGACAUGGUCCUCACGAAGUGGUCAACACAACGUACAAUUAAGUCCACCUUUCGACGCAAGACACUGUAACAAUAAAAAGGAAAAUAAAAAUAUGGACAAAUAUUUAAAUUUUGAAAAAAGAGAAAGUUACAAUUUCUUCGAUGAUGCGGUGGACACAUUCGACAGGGUCAUGCGCGAAGAGAAUUCCAAACCGUUCAAUACUCAUCUGGGCGUAAGCAAAAAUGAGAUACAGACAAAAUGGGAGGAACUAAAAAGGCGUGAUAAUAAUCCAGAGGAAUACUCAAAUUUCGCCAAUUCGUCAAACGGAAAGAUGGAGGAAAGUUACUUUUUCCCUUCAUGGAACGAAAAACAAAAUUCGAAAAAAUUAAAAUAUGAUAUCAAUGAGCAUAUAGACGGAGACACGCCUCUUAAUUGGAACCCAUCCUCAAGCCACCCCCAAAAGGGGAUAAUUGACGCAAAGGAAUAUACGAUGCAGAAAGAAGACUCCCCACGGAUGGACAAACAUGGCAAGGAAGGCAACGUCUUCAUGAGUAACGACAAUACAGUCAACACAGAGUAUAACGAAAGAAUGAACAACCAUUUCAACCAAUCCCGAUUUAGCGAUUUUUACAACUCGAACAACUUUUCUCAAAGCUUCAAUUUUACAGAAAACGAUAGGGCUGUAAGAGGGAGCAGCAAUUGUGAUAGUAUCUCUCAUAAUGCUGUUAACACAAAUAAGUUAGAUCAAAUUAUUGAGAAAAUAAAAAAAUGGAAUGAACACAUUUCAAAUGAUGUAAACUAUAUACAGUGCCUAUUUUGUGAUAAGUAUUUAUUCAAAGUGGAAAAUCAUCACGACAGGGACAUAGUGAACUCUUCGAUAAACGAAUCAAUGAACAAAGAAAAAUAUACUUGUUCGAUCUGUAAACAUAAAAUAAGAAUGCUAAAUAAAUACAAGGAUGGGGUACAAAAUGGAAAGCACGUUGACACACAAAAAGGGGAGUAUUUUGAAGACAAGUUAAAGGAUGGUAAAAAAUUUACUCUUCACAAUGCAGAGGGUGAAGUAGACUUUUUAAAAACGGAAAAAUUCGAAAACUCACUUGGCAUCACUUGCUCUGGCAGCGAUAAAUUUUCCACGUCCCUGCCAACGGAUGCAUCGCUAAAAGAUGCAUCAUUAAAAGAUGCGUCGCUAAAAGAUACUUCACUAAACAGUGAUGUUCCUAAAAAGGGUGCUUACCAUAGCGGAAGAAAAAGUGAAUGUGGAAAUGCCUUCGGUGACAACUGCUCCCUUGCUGCAAACAGCGGAAUUGAUGACCAUCCCCAGUUUGAUAAAUGUAGCUCCGAAAAUGAAGCGCUUUCUUUUCACAACAAAAAUUUAAGUUACCCCCGCGGUUUUGCCAUGUUUGAUGACGCGGCUAGGAACGGCUCGUGUGCCAGCAACGUAAAUUCGGACCUGUUCCAUUUCGAGGAGCUCCGCCCGAAAAGCGGCAGCGACUGCUAUAGCGACAGUGACAGUGACAGCGGCGAGGCUAUUGACGACAAAAGCACGAGAAGCAGUGGUGAGAACCCAGUGCACACAUACUCGUUAGACAACGGAAUCAAAAUAUAG
Plasmodium fragile is the source of this 6720-nucleotide messenger RNA. RefSeq lists its product as uncharacterized. The coding region runs from base 1 to 6720 and encodes 2239 amino acids. The record is from RefSeq and is a predicted model, not a curated record. Lineage: Eukaryota; Apicomplexa; Aconoidasida; Haemosporida; Plasmodiidae. The transcript has 2 exons.